Molecule: messenger RNA, 2892 nt
Organism: Aspergillus heteromorphus CBS 117.55
Lineage: Eukaryota; Fungi; Ascomycota; Eurotiomycetes; Eurotiales; Aspergillaceae
Product: putative lipin Smp2
Exons: 5
Coding region: 356-2617 (753 amino acids)
Biological process (GO): fatty acid catabolic process; triglyceride biosynthetic process
Cellular component (GO): nucleus
Molecular function (GO): phosphatidate phosphatase activity
Source: RefSeq, a predicted model, not a curated record
UUCAAAUUCGGCCCCGUUUCCUUCUCUUGGCCUCACCUGCAUGUCUGUCUGAUCCGCCUGCCUCACAGGUUUCCACUCGCUUCCUUGUGUGGUCAGAUGCGUGCGUGUCAGCUCCCUUGUCUUGCAAGUGACCGUCUCAGUCUCUCUUUAUUGAUCCCACUCCGGGGCAUGUCUGUCGGGCAUUGUCACAUGGGCCGUAUGUAGGCGGCAAUUCCUGCUCCUCCCACGUCUAACCUCCAACCCCCCUCCCCUAUCCUCGGUGCCUUUGUGUGUGCGUUGUGCACCCCCCUUGAUCUCUUGCGAUCGUUCAAUCUUUGCUAGAGAAUCCAGGGAAAUUCCCUGCCAUUCUUACAGGAUGCAAUACGUCCGAAGCAUCAGUGGUUCUGUCUCCAAGACAUGGAACUCCAUCAAUCCAGCCACCUUGAGUGGGGCUAUCGAUGUGAUCGUGAUCGAACAAGAGGAUGGAACCCUCGCGUGUUCACCAUUCCAUGUUCGCUUCGGCAAAUUCUCCCUGCUCCGUCCGUACGAGAAGAAGGUGGAAUUCUCGGUAAAUGGUGUCAAACAAGGUUAUUCGAUGAAACUGGGUGAGGGCGGGGAAGCAUUCUUUGUCUUCGAGACAACAGAUGAGAUCCCCGCCGCGCUGCAGACGUCGCCAUUGGUAUCGCCAACUAGUAGCCCAAAAAUGCGCAGCGAAGAGAACCUUCCAUCGGCUUUUCAAGAACCGGAAUAUCUUGAUCUCGAUCGAUCAUCUCAUGGCAGUUUGCCCGAUGGCAAAAUGUCCGCCGAUCUUCCCCUGCUAUCGAGGGGAAUGCGGGCAACUAGUGAUUUGGGUACCAUUACACCUCUUUCACGGUCGCCGGACGACCCCACUUUGGGCAGGUCCCGUUACGGCUCGUUUGGCGAUGAACCCGGAAGAAUAGAUCGGAUGGCCACAGAUAGUGUUCUGUUGACCAAGAGCCGCUCCAACAGUGUUAGCGUCGUGGAUCAAGUAUACGGAGUGCAGCCCUCUGCGGCGAGCGUGUCGAGCGAUGAUGCCGGACCGAGCGACCGGUCGAGAAGCCCUCCGCCGAUUUCGCCGGAGGACGCGAUGUCUCGCGCUGUGUCGCUAUCGAAGAAGCUGACUGGAUCGAAUAUCCCAUCUCGCAUCACUGACGCAGGUGAUCUCGUGCUCGACAUGACUGGCUACAAGAGUAACGAGGACGAUGCCCUCCGCGCGGAAGUUCUCGCACGAAAGAUUCUCUCCGAGGAACUAGAGGGAAAUUAUGAUAUUGGGGCUCUUAUCGGGGCAGACGAGCAUGGAAACCUGUGGAUAUACAGCAGUGAGGAAGCGAAAGAGGCUGCCAAUCGCCGCGCCACGUUCAACGCGAUGAGACCGGGCUCCGCCAUGAGCGAGAAUGCCAUGUCCGAUCCGGGUUAUCACAGCGAUAGCGACAAGUCCCUGCAGGACAAACCGCUGACCGCUCGACACUAUCGCACGCAGUCCGACGUUCAACCCGGCUUUCCCACCCCUCCGCAGUCGCCCGCACAGGACUCUUUGACCAAAGAGCCUGCCCGGAACUACGCGAAGACCUUGCGUCUUACAAGCAACCAGCUCAAGGCCAUGAACCUGAAGCCGGGUGCCAAUGAUAUGUCGUUUAGCGUCAACAGAGCCACUUGCACGGCGAAUAUGUACCUAUGGAACGGAAACACGCCCAUCGUUAUCUCCGACAUCGAUGGGACGAUCACCAAGUCUGACGCCUUGGGCCAUGUGUUGAACAUGAUUGGUCGGGAUUGGACGCAUGCUGGCGUGGCCAAGCUGUACACGGAUAUCGCCAACAACGGCUAUAAUAUUAUGUACCUGACGAGUAGAUCGGUAGGCCAGGCAGACCUCACCCGAACCUACGUUUACGGGGUUCGUCAAGAGGGAUUCCGGCUACCUAAGGGGCCAGUGAUCAUGAGCCCGGACCGGACGAUGGCGGCGCUCAGACGGGAGAUCUACCUGAGAAAGCCGGAGGUAUUCAAAAUGGCCUGCCUGCGGGAUAUCCUGGGUCUUUUCAAUGGCAAGGAGAAUCCGUUCUACGCCGGGUUCGGCAACCGGCUUACGGACGCGUUAAGCUACCGGUCUGUGAACAUCCCUUCGACGCGGAUAUUCACGAUCAACUCGAAUGCAGAGGUGUCCCUGGACCUUCUCAGUUUGAACAAGUACAAGAGCAGCUAUGUUUCGAUGAGCGAGCUGCUGGAUCACUUCUUUCCGUCGGUCAGUUUGCUGGUACAGGCUGGAGGCGAAGAGUACACCGACUUCACCUACUGGAGGGAGCCCCCGCCAGAUCUGGAGGACUUUUCGUGUACGGACAGUGAAGCGGAAGAUGACGACCAGGGCGAGGAAGAUGAAGAGGAAGAGGAAGAUGAAGACUAUGAUGGGGAGCUGAGCGAUGACGAGGGGAGUGACGUUGAUGAGGAAGCCGGGGAAGAUCUCGGCGCCAGCUAUAUCUCCCAGGACUCUGUCGACGGAUCCGAACUGGCCGAUGGCAGCAGUCUCCGGCCGGAUGAGGUCGCAGAGGACAAAGACGAGAUCGAGACCGACGUGGAGCCGGAGGCGCCGCGGUUGAAGUCCAACCCUGGGUCUCCGAAGCGUUGAUGGGUGGCCAUGACAUCCACUCAGCACCGGCGACAACCGCGUGACUCCGCGCCGAUACCCCGUCAUGAGACGAGUCGCAGUGCGUAUGGAUUGAACAUUUUGCAUGGAGGGUGUUAGUGUUGAUAGAAUAGCAUCUGGCGUUGCACAGGUCGCAUAGCCAUAUUGUUGCUUGUUCGGUUGCGCAUAAUGUACGAUAGCAGUGAGAGAAUGGUCCGCAUAAUACUACAUACUGGACCUGAAUAGAAGUGGAUCCGAGCACAAUCAUAAGACCUGAG